CUGGAGCUUGAAGAAGAGCUUUUACGCCAGGAGUCUGGCGGAGGUCCAGUUACUGAACUCAGUCUUGCCAUUGCCACUACCCGGCUCAACUCGUGACUCCGCAGCCGAGUCCUGUCCUCAUUGGAGCUUUGGACACAACGGAACCAGUUCUCCAACGAGCAGAUCCCUAUCAAUGGCUUACAACACAUUUUAGUGAAACAAAAAGCCCGUCAAGCCAACGAUCCUUUCAGCGAAGCGGCCAAAGGCGGUUAUCGGCCACAAGCUUCCGUCCCCCCCCCCCCGCUUGCAAGUUAG
Messenger RNA from Porites lobata, 294 nucleotides. The record is from the annotation of a GenBank genome assembly. Lineage: Eukaryota; Metazoa; Cnidaria; Anthozoa; Scleractinia; Poritidae.